CGCGAGGCCGUUGUCCGCUCACAAUAUGGCUAAAAGUGGCUCUGGAAGUGUAGAUAUUCCACUUUCUGUGGGCAGAGUCCAAAAAAAAGUUCAAGGAAAUUGCUUUGUGACGAUUGGGAGUGCAUCUGUCAUAAACUAUCCUUCGUUGCAAAGGGAAACUCUGCCAGAAGCGUGUCAGAAGGCUGUAUCGCUAGAUCCAAAAAUAUACAAAACAGCUGUAGCCACAACCAGCGAGGUAGUUUGUAAAGCUGAUUUAACCUCCGGCACACCUUGGAGGGUGGAAUUCUUACCUGACAAGUGGUAUAAACGCGACACUGAAAAAUUCAGCCUUGACGGUGUUGAGUUCAUGGAAUUGCAUCUUGCCAAUGAAGCAUCAAGUCUCACGUUAUUUCCGUUGGAAUCAUUGCACAAGCAAACACGGUUUCAUAUAUUCAAUGAUAAUUUGUCACCAGAUCGAUCCCAAUCAUGCUAUCAAGCGCAAAGUGAAGCUGAUGGGCAUGAGGUGAAAGUUUUGGCUAACACCAAGAUUGAGCUUAUUUGCUAUGUCGUGGUAGAAGACGUCACAACAGGAAAGUUUCAAACUGCAUGUUACGUCCUUGCUAUAGACGAGCUUGGUUCGUUCUACCUUCACCCUCAUGGCAACAAAGCUAAACUGAAAAAGUUUGACGACUUCCAGCCAACAGAGAGACCAAAGGGCUCGGUCAUCUUAAACAAAGACGGAGACGUCGUUGGAUUUUUAGCGUUCGGCGAUACAGAUGAGAUCCGUCCAUUGUUUUUACCAGAAUACCUCAGAGAUUACGACGUUCCGAGACAGGGUUUUUCAACUGAGGCUACCCAUAACCCUGGGGACGAUAAUCAAAACAAGACCAAAGAGAAUCUCAUGUUACAACACACCAUAAUAAAUAAGCAAAUUGAUGGAAAUCAACGUAAACCACAGGAGAUGUCUUACACGUCCCACAAGAGAGAUUUCAUCCAGAGGUCUGUCAGUGAGCAGUUGACACCUAGGACACGAAGGAGGCUCUUAAACAGCCAGAGUGUGUUGCCACUAAUUCCUCUCAAAGAAGAAACACUGGUUGGAAAAACAAUGUUAGAGGGUCAAGUCUCUCUAAGAGAAAAACUCUCUUAUUUCUUGGAUACAUCUAUCAAGCGUGUUCAAAACUGGAGGCACUUGGCUGAGCUUCAUGGAAUUUCCACUGACCUGUCACAGGAACGCCUCUCUAAGUCUGAAGCACUGUUUGAAGUUGUAGGAUCACGCAACCCAAACCUCCCGAUUGGAGAUGUGAAACAACACCUAAGUGAUCUGAAAAUAAUUGAAGUGAGGGAUUACUUAAAAAGCCAUCAUGAUGGAAUCAAGAUUAAAGACUUUUUACAAAGUCAGGAUCCAAUCACCCUAAGCAGAGUUUUUCUCAAGCUUGACCAUCUCCCAGAUGGAAAAUGGCAAAGUCUGGGGCUCAAGUUGGGUGUGGAGCAUGAAGGCCUAGAGCAGAUAAAGAUUGAUUGUGCAAACCAGAACGAAAAUCCAGCUCAUGUGGUGAUAGAGUACAUUUAUCGAAGGUACCCAACGAUGUCCAUGGGAAAAUUCAAGAAAUAUUUAACAGAUAUUAAUAGAAAUGAUGUGAAGGACAAGCUGAAUGAAAUGAAAGAUACACUGACGAUUAAGGAUCUGUUCGAUGAUUUGGACUUGAUGCGAGUGAUAACAAGCAUGUUGAAUGGGCCUAACGAUUCACAAAUUAAGAACUACAGGGAUUUAGCUGAUGCGUGCCAAAUAUCCAGCGAAUUGUACCAGAGCCUUCAGCCACCCUGUCCCGAAAGCCCCACUACAUUAGUGUUGGAAGAAAUCGUAAGACAGAAGCCAACUUUCACCAUGUAUCAGCUCUUCGCGAAUUUGCGUGACAUGAAUCGUGUAGAAGCCAUUCAGGGUCUUUCCUGCUAUUUUGUGGAGGAGGACAUGCUGGCGAUGAAAAGAAAACUACAGAUUGACGAUGAAUAGAAUCUAAAGUUACAUAUUUUUAUCACCUUAGGAGGAAGGCAGAGGACUGCAAACUUCGCUGCAAACCGCUAAAAAAAAAAGCAAAACAAAGCAAAAAAAAAAAAAAAGCAAAAAAAAAAAAUCACCCAAUUUUAAACGACAUCGACUCAAAACGUUCCUCAACUAGUUGCUUUCAAGGUCAUAAUUUGCAUCAUUAAGGAACGAGCUUUGUGUACGCUUUAGCUAUAACAUUUUUUUCCCUUUCGAUGAAUUUAUUUUAAUUUCCCCAGUUUAGAGGGGAAAAUUUAUAAAUAAAGAGGUACGAUUGUCCUUACCUCUUGAAAGAGCACGUUGAUUUACAUUUUUUUUUUAUUGCAUAAUUUUGGCGCUUACUUGUCUGAGUACGUGAUUGUUAUACAGAUUGAUUGCAGUACAGGAUGCAGUGAUUACAGGAUUACAGUGAUUGCAGUACAGGAUGCGCAGUGCAAUACUGAAAAAUCACCUCAAAAUUGAUGUGAAGCCUUCGUUUGCCACAUUUUAAUUUUUGGUGAUUCCCCAUAGCCUUACCGCAACAGGAGUUGCUUGGACUGAGUAUGGGGGAAUGCCUUUUUGUUCUUGAACCGAUGGCUUUGUAAUACUUUGUAAAAUAUCAUGAAAUUUCAAACAAUUAAAUGCAUCGUGAUACUGUUA
Messenger RNA from Stylophora pistillata, 2659 nucleotides. RefSeq lists its product as uncharacterized. NCBI's taxonomy places the organism in Eukaryota, Metazoa, Cnidaria, Anthozoa, Scleractinia, Pocilloporidae. Gene Ontology annotation, cellular component: plasma membrane. Gene Ontology annotation, molecular function: protein binding. Gene Ontology annotation, biological process: signal transduction. The record is from RefSeq and is a predicted model, not a curated record.